Molecule: messenger RNA, 968 nt
Organism: Medicago truncatula (barrel medic)
Lineage: Eukaryota; Viridiplantae; Streptophyta; Magnoliopsida; Fabales; Fabaceae
Exons: 1
Coding region: 188-733 (181 amino acids)
Source: RefSeq, a predicted model, not a curated record
AAAACAUGUUGCUUGCAUACCACUCAUUUAAAUAGCUUCCAACCCCCUCAAACCCCAUCACACACCAAAACAAACUCUAAUCAUUAUCUCCCUCACGCACCUCUUCCAAGAGUUUCUUUAAUUUUAAUUUCAAUUAUACGCAGACAAAAGAAACAACAUAACAUACUCAUCAUCGUAGUCUCAGAAAAUGGAAAUUGAAGCAAGGCAAGGCGUGGUGGCAAAGAAGCUAUGGAACAUGGUACGUGUAUUAUUGUUCAUUAUAAGAAAAGGCAUAGCCAAGAGCAAAACAAUGGUAGACCUCAAUUUGAUUCUCAAACGUGGGAAACUUGCUGGAAAAGCAUUAAUCAAUACUCUCAUGCUCAACCAUCAACUUUAUCAUUCUUCCUUCACAUGUCGCUCCGACAACAACUCAUUCAUCUCUCCAUGCGAAUACGAAUUCAGCUGCAGAAACACUCCUGCCAACCCUCUCCGCCACUCUAGCCGCCGCUUCUCCAAGUCACGGCGCCAACGACACAACGAUUUUUCCAUCAUGAAUAAUAAUAUUGCUGUUCAAAAGGUAUUUAUUGAAAUGAUGUUGAAUAAUGAAAAGGUAGAGGCUGUGGCUAAUUCUCCUUUGGCGCCUUUCACGCUCGAAGACGAAGGGAAUUGUCAUCAAGUGGACAUCGCAGCUGAAGAAUUCAUUAACAACUUCUAUAAAGAACUCAAUAGGCAAAACAGAACAAUUGCUUCUUAACUUCUACCUUGUACAUAGGAGUAAUAUUUUUCUUUGCUAUGUCAUCAAAAUUACAGUUUCAGAUUAAUCGAUCUCUUUGAUAUGCAACUUAAAUUAAUUUGAAGUUUGGAAUUUGAUACGGCAGUGACCUUUUAAGCCUAUAGUAACUUUCAGGACUGGUUUACUAGCUAGGGAUUGUGGAUAUGCUUGUUAUGAUUCUUGUUUUGAGUAUUGCUUUGGUGUAUCUGUCAAAAUA